GGACUGUAUCUACUGUAACACCGACAGACGGACUCUGACCUGUAGUUCCACCUGCUGAUUUCCGAGUUUUCUUUAUCACCACAACAACUAAUAAUACUAAUAAUAAGUGAAGUGAGACUGUGUGUAAUAUGUAUGUGAGGAUGAGGAAUGUGCUCGGCGCUACCAGAGUGUGUGUGCUGACGCGGCGCGCACUGCGCAUGCCCCGGAGUGUGUGUGUGAGCCGGAGUCGGUCCUCGGGACACAGAGCGGUGCGGCUCGGCUGUGCCUCGGGCUUCUGGGGAGACACCGCCGCGUCAGUUCCUCAGCUGAUACACCACGGCCAGCUGGACUUCCUGGUGUUUGAUUAUCUGUCUGAGAUCACCAUGUCCCUCCUCACCGCCGCGAAAGCCAAGAGUCCUACUCUGGGUUACGCCCCUGAUUUCGUCCUCACUGCCAUUUCUCCAUUUAUUAAGGAAAUCAGUCAGAAAGGUAUCCGUGUGAUCAGUAACGCGGGCGGUGUGAAUCCUCUUGCCUGCGCUGCUGCUGUACAGGAAGUGGUGCGGAAAGCUGGACUGAGUUUGAAGGUUGCCGUGGUAACAGGUGAUGAUCUGAUGCCUCAGAGAGACUCUCUGAAUACGGUGAAGACGGCAGAGACUCAGGAAAACAAAGCGCUUCCCAAAAGCGUACACAGCAUGAACGCGUACCUGGGCGCGUCCCCAAUAAAGCGCUGUCUGGACCUCGGGGCUGAUAUCGUGAUCACGGGCCGGUGUGUGGACAGCGCCGUGGUGCUCGGACCCCUGAUGCACUCGUUUGGCUGGGAGAAGAACAACUUUGACCUUCUGGCUGCUGGAAGCCUGGCAGGUCACCUGAUCGAGUGUGGAGCCCAGGUCACCGGGGGCAUUUUCACCGACUGGCACACGGUCCCUGACUGGGAUAAGAUCGGUUUCCCGGUGGUGGAGUGUUGCAGUGACGGCUCCUUCACCCUGUCCAAACCUCCCGGGACCGGCGGCCUGGUGUCGUUCGGUACGGUCGCGGAACAGUUAGUGUAUGAAAUCGGAGAUCCACGCCACUACCUCCUGCCUGACGUCACCUGCGACUUCUCUCACGUCACCAUCGCUGAGAUUCCAGGUGUUGAAGGAGGAGCAGUGAGGGUGGGCGGAGCCAAAGGAUCAGCACCAUCAGGUGACUAUAAGGUCUGUGCUACAUAUAUGGAUGGGUUCAGAGCGACGGCGGUGUGUCCUGUAGCCGGACCGCGAGCUGCACAGAAAGCCAGAAGGACCGCAGAGAGCAUCAUCAAAAGGACCAGGCAGAUGUUCCGACAGCUGGGACUGGAGGACUACAGGGAUGUGAACAUUCAGGUUCUGGGUACUGAGGAUGUGUACGGCCCACACGCAGUCAGCACCGAUCUUCGGGAAGCGGUCCUCUGGCUCGCCGUCCAUCACAAGCAGAAGAAAGCUCUGGAGUUCUUCUCCAGGGAGGUGGCUCCAGCAGGAACCGGCAUGGCUCCUGGGCUCACAGGAAUUGUCGGAGGCAGACCUCGAGUGUCACCUGUACUGAAGCCUUUCUUCUUCCUGCAUCCCAAAGCAGACCUGACAGUGGAGAUCCACCUUAACGGAGACCUGAUUGAGACAUUCAGAGAGACACAGAGUUCCUCACCUGAUGACCUUCACAUGCCCUCUGACCUUUCAGAGCCACGCCCCUACACUCCUACAGACCUGCCCAGCGGCCCUUGCAGCUACAGACUGGAGGAGUUGGCGUACACUCGCAGUGGAGAUAAAGGAGACUCUGCCAACAUUGGGGUUAUAGCGAGACACCCGCUUUACUUCCCGUACCUGAAGCAGUUUCUGACUGCUGAGGCGGUGGAGAGCUUCUUCCAGCACCUGAUUAAGAAGGAAGAGAGCGAUGAGCCGUCAGUCACGCGGUUCGAGUUGCCCGGAGUCUGCGGUUUAAACUUCCUGAUACAGAAUUCACUUGGAGGGGGAGGGGUGGCAUCUUUAAGAAGUGACCCUCAGGGAAAAGCGUAUGGACAGAUGUUGCUGGACUUCAGACUGAGCGGUUUGCCCGACCUCACCUCACUGGUGAACUGAUGAAAGCACCUGAACCUCACGUCAGCGUGACUGAACCAGUGACUCCAGUAACAGGAGCUGAUUAACGUCGAGGAGUUUAAACACUAACUGUCUCUACUCUUUAUAUAAACACUCAGAAUUAUUCCUCAAAAUUAGGAGUUUAAAGUUAAACCCGCCCUGAAUCAUGUUCCAUAAGUUCAGAUGGGCGUGGUCAGUGAUUCUGCUGCUCCUCAUUAUUCCUGUGGUGUCACCGGGGGGCGCUCUGAUGAUCAGUGGAGUUUAUUAGGAGGUUAAAUGAAGCCACGCUGUCUCUCAGGAUGACCAGUGAUGAAGCGGUUCAUCGUGUUAAUGAGGAGUGUCGAGUGGAGAUCACGCUGGACUUAAACUCCCAGAAUGCAGUGCAGUAUACAGAUUGUGAACACAUCUGUGUGUGUGUAUGUGUGAAACAUAAUGAUGUUAGAGUCACACUGUUAGUUGUGCGCAUUUUAAUAAAUACUAAAUGUGUAUUAA
This is a messenger RNA of Clarias gariepinus (North African catfish), 2555 nucleotides long. It is a transcript of the gene lratb.1, whose product is annotated as lecithin retinol acyltransferase b, tandem duplicate 1. The record is from RefSeq and is a predicted model, not a curated record. The transcript has 20 exons. Lineage: Eukaryota; Metazoa; Chordata; Actinopteri; Siluriformes; Clariidae. Bases 129 to 2066 code for a protein of 645 amino acids.